This is a messenger RNA of Ectocarpus siliculosus, 1494 nucleotides long. NCBI's taxonomy places the organism in Eukaryota, Phaeophyceae, Ectocarpales, Ectocarpaceae. The record is from the annotation of a GenBank genome assembly.
UCGUACCACGUGCCACUUCGUGCAAUCAUGGUAUUGAGGUCCGCAUGGGAUUCUUGCAUCGCAACGCUGUUGCUCUUGUCUGCUGCUGCUGCGAAUGGAGGAGCUGGAGGGUUUUUCGGUAGGCAGACGCACCAGCGGUCGAGGCAGCUCGUAGUAGGUGAAGUGCAACGACCGCUCCGGGAGACGAUAGUCUCCCAGUUCGUAGGGAAGCCUAACAGGGAAAGGAGAUUAGGAGAGAGGGCUCGGGGUAGCCUUGGCUGCCUCGCCUCGACGGCAACGAGGACGUUUGGGAGUGGAACCGGAGUCGAGGCGACGAAUUUGGACGAAUCCAAACAACAUGCGACUGCUUCUGCGGCAGAACCGCAGAGUGAACCAGACGCCAAGACCACCAACACCGCAGCCGGCACCACUGCCACGAACGCUGGAUUGGCCAGCCGAUUGACGACGCUCUCUGCUCCGCUGGAAUCUCUUUCGUCGACUCGCGAGCAGCUCGUCCGACAAGCUUGGUCUACUGCGACUGCCUUGCGCCUGAGAGACGGGAAGGACGAGUCGUCGUCAACGAUGCUGCUGACACGCGGCGGCGGCGGCGGCGCUCCGGCACCGCCGCCGUCGCCGCCGCAGCAAGGGAUGAGGUUGAAGAACGCCGUCGAGGGCCUCAAGAAUGGCCUCGCGAGCGGGUUGGCUGCAGCGUGCGUCAAGACGGUGCUGCAGCCGUUCGAUACGAUGAAGACUGUGCAGCAAUUCAGCACGACAAGGAUGACUUUGCUGCAAGCGGGAAGAGAUUUGCUGGCGCGGGGGGGCGUGCCGGAGCUCUACCAAGGGCUGGGGGUGACCCUGGUCGGCUCGAUGCCGGCGGUCGGCGUGUACUUCGGCUUGUACCAGUUCGUCAAGAACCAGAUGGAUGCCAAGCAAGGCAUUUCCCCGUACUUGAGUAUUACCGUCAGUGCGGGAGUGGGCAACUUCAUCGCGAGCUUCUUCCGAGUGCCGUACGAGGUCGUGAAGCAACGCCUGCAAGUUGGGCAGUACCCCACCACCAUGGUGGCGAUACAGUCAAUCUACAACGAGGGAGGGCUGCUGGGGUUCUUCGGCAAGGGGGGGCUCAAGAUGCAAUGGGCCCGAGACAUCCCCUACGCCAUGGUGACGCUGCUCGUCUACGAAACCCUGCAGAAGGCCGCGGCUCGCCGUAAAGGUCCGCCAGGGACGAAAAAGAAGGGGGCGAAGGCUAACCCCAUCGAGAACAUGGUCAUCGGUGCGAUAGCGGGGGGUAUGGGGUCUUUGGUGACCAACCCCAUGGACAUGAUAAAGACGAGGAUGAUGACGUCACCGGAGCUGUACGCAGGGCCGAUGGAUGCGGCGUGGAAGGCGCUCAGCAAGGAGGGGCCGCAGGCUUUCUUGAAGGGGGCUACUCCUCGACUGCUGCACAAGAUCCCGGCGAACGCCUUCUUUUUUGUGGCGUACGAGUUCUUCCGAAGCAUCCUUGGCGUCACGCGAUGA